This is a messenger RNA of Aegilops tauschii subsp. strangulata, 1677 nucleotides long. RefSeq lists its product as uncharacterized. The record is from RefSeq and is a predicted model, not a curated record. Lineage: Eukaryota; Viridiplantae; Streptophyta; Magnoliopsida; Poales; Poaceae.
CAAAAAAGGAAUAGGUCACAACGACAAGAAGAGCUAGAAGUUUCGAUUAUGCAAACCUCUACAUAGGUCACUGCAUCACUGAAUCGGUAGGCUUAUGAUAACUUUUUUUAUUUCAAUUAAAAACGCGUGCAUUUGGUAGUGAAUGUUUGGUUUACAACUAAAAAUUGGCUAGCCAAUAUUUUGGCAAGGCAACAUUUAGUAAAUCAAAAUUUACCAAAAUUUAGCAAUUAUUCAUAAGCUCGGUGAUUUUUUUUUUGCCCAAACAAUGGAAUGCCACCUUUGCAUCAAAUUAAGCAGGCCAUUACUACCUAUAAUUAAAGGCACAUCUGUAUAAUAUAAAUAAAUUUCUUAGAGUUACAUUCUGGAUGGAAUAAUAUGUCCACUCUGAAAAUUUGGACAUAAACCCAUGUACACACACGGUCAAACUAUGUACUACCAUCCACUCGGGAAAAAAAACACUAAAUGCUAGCAGUAUGCUUGGGAAAUACCCCUUGGAUCCUGGGUGUCUAUACACCUUAUAUGAGAACUUUUUUUUUUACAAAAAGGUCAAAAAAGUUUUAAAGUUUUUUUUGGGAUAAAUUUGACUUCUUGUUUACAGCAGUAUAUGAAUUUUCAUGAAUAAAAACCCAGUGUUGGCUCCAGGGUAAAAAUACAAAAAAUAUUUGUUGUUAUAAGUCACUAUUCACACUAUUUUAACCAAAAAAUUUGGCUUUUUUUAAAAAGAAGUACCGUGUUUUUUCUUUUUUGGCUUUUUACAAGUACAAUGAAAGAUCAAGUUUAUUUUGAAAAUAUUUUCAGAAUUUUUGAUUUUUUAUUUACUUCCUACUUUUUUCCAUAUAAAGUGUAUGUACACACAUAUACCAAACAUCCGCGUCUCAGUAUGCUCCUAUUAUAUCACGCGUUUCCUCCAGUAUAUAUCUCCCGCGCAACUGAUCCCACGCAGCGCAGCCACACACGCUGAACCAUCACAACUCUCAUUCCUUGCACUCUGGCUUCGCCUUUAUCCUUUCUCUGACUCUCUUCGGCAUGGGGAACUUGGCGUCCUGCACGCUGGCCAUGAUCCCCAGGGCGGCCAAGGACGUCAGGAUCGUGCUCCCCGAUGGCGGGCUGAGGCUGGUCAGGCCCCCGGCGACGGCGGCGGAGCUGAUGCUCGAGGCGCCGGGCCAUUUCCUGGCCGACGCGCGCACGCUGCAGGCGGGGCGCCGGAUCGAGGCGCUUGCGGCUGACGAGGACCUCGAGCUCGGGGGAGUCUACGCCGCAUUCCCCAUGAAGCGGCUUGGCUCCAAGGCCGUGCCCGCCGACGUUUUCGCCAGCGAGGCUCAUGCCCGGAGGCCCGCUUCGGCCAAGGUGGCGGACAUCGUCGUGGCGCCUACAGGGGUGGCUUCCGUUGCCGCCGAGGAGGACAUCCCACCGGUCAGGACGCCGCGGUUGGAUGAGAUGGCCGUGGACAACGAGGCGGUUGCGGCAGAGAUCGAAGAGCUCAAUCAACGGAUAAGCGGCGGUCGCUUGUCGAGGCGGCGGCCCACGUUGGAGACUAUACACGAAGAGAUGGCAAAGGCCUUCUCUCGUAUUUUCCGUUAUUUUUGAUCAUGUGUAAAAUUUGCCGCCUCCUUUUUCAUGUAUUUUAAGAAAAAGGGUUUCCCCCGCUUUAGAUUAUAAAGCAACGUCCAAGCGAUA